GCCGAAAGAAGCAGAAAGAAGAAAUGGCGAAAAGCAGGGUGGUGCUACUAAGAAGACUAAUAAUAAGAAGAAGAUCAGCAGAAUGGUGGUAUCCUCAUAAUCAUCAUGAUGCUUCAAUUCGACCAUCAAAUCUCUUUUACUCAAGAUCUCUCACAACUUCCUUCUCAUCCAUUCUCUUUCAAACCAAAAUCAAUCCCGGAGGAAGAGCAAUACCACCACCACCUGCUUCUUCUUCUUCUUCUUCUUUGUUAUGGCGACUGGGGCAGCUCCGCCAUGCCAGAUUCACCGGCGCCGACGUGAGACCAGGGAAUGUCAUUGAAAGAAAAGGAAAAAUCUAUCAGGUCAUAAAGGCACAACAUACAACUCAGGGAAGAGGAGGAGCUAUAAUACAGGUGGAGCUCCGAGAUGUUGAUAGUGGAAAUAAAGUAAAUGAAAGGCUGCGUACAGAUGAGGCAAUUGAAAGAGUUUAUGUUCAAGAAAAAUCUUUCAACUACCUUUAUACUGAUGAUGAUGUUAUUGUUCUUGUGGAGCCUGAUACAUACACACAAAUUAACGUACCAAAGGAACUGUUUGGUGAUUCUCUUCCAUUUCUCCAAGAGGACAUGACGGUUAAGCUGCAAAUGUAUGACAACCAACCAAUGUCUGCAUCGAUUCCAACAAAAGUUACUUGCACUGUUGCUGAGGCUCAAGUUCCUGUAAAGGGAUCUUCUGUUACUCCUCAGUAUAAGAAGGUUAAGUUGGAAAAUGGUCUCACUGUCCAGGUACCAGGUCAUGUAUUAGCUGGAGAGAAGAUAAUUAUCAACACUUCGGAUCUCUCUUACGUGAGCAGAGCUUGACACAGAAAUUUUACAAUGGUUGAUUAAUGCUGUUUGGAUAUUUCAUGAAAGGCUACAUAAGAAGCUUGGGCGUUUUCAAUCAUAGAAUUCUGGAAGUAGUAGAAUUUUAGUUCGUUUAUUUUCACAGAUCUUGACACAGAAAUUUUACAAUGGUUGGUUAAUGCUGUUUGGAUCUUUCCUGGAAGGCUCGAUAUGAAGUUUGGGCGUUCUCAGUCAUAGAAUUCCAGAAGCAGUAGAAUUUUAGUUAGUUAGAUUGGUGUUUCACUUUUAGUUAGCAAAGGUUUCACUUUCCCUGUGGUUGGACUGUUUACAUAAGUAAGUAUUCCGGACUGAAUUUUCUCAUUCAGUGAUACAAAUUUCAAGAAUACAUUUUACUAAAGCAGAAAUCCUUCCUCUUCCGAAUUGAUGAACAAAGAGUGCAGCAAAAUUUACAAGUAGAUUCACCGGACGCGAUGCAUAACCUAGUUGAAGAAAAGCCUGAAAAGAUACUGUUUUCAGAAUCAGAACGGCCAAAAAUGUGAUUCAUCACCAGGUAAAAGGGUGCUUCUUGCCUUCGCCAAUCUUGUUUCCCGAUGGUUAAAACCCCUUUGACUCUUCAAACUCCCGGAUAGUUUCGAAAUUCCAUCUUACCGGCUGCCAGAAAAAUUCAUAAACCAACCCCUAAUCAACGUUAUAAGAAUUCAAAUCCAUCGAUUUAACAUUACAAGAGAUUUCAAUGGAAGAUUUCAACUAGUCAAAAGACAAAGUUUGAGUUGAAGGGAGAAAAGGGGGUGAUACCACAACACCAGGGUUCUGUAAAACAAAGUUUUGAAGCAUUUCGGAAUAGAACUUGAAUCCUCCUCCGGGCCGAAGAAUUUGUGAGACAAUAUAUAAAAAGCCUAGGUAUGGAAACCUUUUACAACCGUUCUUCGGUAUGGCAUCCCUAACACUUGCAAGGUGUGUAAAUGAGGAACUACAAGCCACACCAAAGAAUGCCGAAACCAUUGCAGUACCUGCAGCGACCAAACAAAAGUAAACUAGAGGUGAAAGGUAUGUCUGAUAGUCCUCAGAGUCAUUAGCCCUACGUUGGCAGGGCAGAUUUUUCUCUCUUUUCUUUUUCAAAAAAACUUUUGUCUUCUUUCUUCCUAUAUGACUUUUUCUCAAGGAGAAAGAUGCAUUUGAUGUCCCUUGUCUUUGAAAUCAUAUCACUUUUGAUUUCACAAGUUAAUUAAAGCACAAUAUUCUCAGUCAAAUACUAAUGCCAUUCCAGAUGAUGAAUUUACUUGUAGAUAACUCUUUGAAGAUUCAGUUUAACUAUUUUAAUAUAUUUGGAUGUUUGAUUAAUAAAAUGAACAUUAGUUGGACAAAAAGUGAUGAGAUUUCCAAGAUGAAAGGACCAAAAGUUACCAGCUUGAUUAUGAGAUAUGAAAAGUGCUUACUUGUUCAAUGUAGAAAAACAAUAUACAUCAGCAGAGGAAGAAUGAGUUUACCUAGCUGCGCAUCAUUGUUGUGCAAUCCAACUGAUUCCCUGAAAUAACUAAAACUUCGAUUAUAUGAUGUAAGUAAAC
This is a messenger RNA of Oldenlandia corymbosa var. corymbosa, 2383 nucleotides long. NCBI's taxonomy places the organism in Eukaryota, Viridiplantae, Streptophyta, Magnoliopsida, Gentianales, Rubiaceae. The record is from the annotation of a GenBank genome assembly.